AUGGACAUUUUCCGGCAUCUCUCACUUGGCAAUGCUCGUCGGCAAGAAGCCCUUUCCUUUCGUACCGGCUUGCAAUCUGGCUCCAGCGAAUCUGCACCAUGCAAGAGGUGCAGCCUGCGGUUUGCAGGCACGCGGAUCAUGAGCGCUGCCGCUGCCAGAUACGACGCAGCUAUAGAGUGGGCGCCACCAGCGUGGUUCGAGUUGGAUGAAGGUACCUCCAGGCGUGCACGAUGCACCUCCUCGGAGCCCCUGUCCUCCUUAAAGGUUCCCAGCCUUUUGCCGAGCUCUGCACCUCUGAAGUCGCCCACGCGGCAAUGCAGCAGCGAAGCUGGAAAGCGGUACUCCAGGAGCAAUCCGCUCCUGUUUCCUUUGAGCAAUCCGCUUCCAAGCUGGUCUUGCAUGCAAGAACAAAUGAAGACCGGCUCUGGCCCAGUGUCACCGGAGACGAGUACUGACGGCACAUCUUCUCAGAAGCCGUUGACCAGCGAUGGAUCCGAAAGUCUCCUGGCAAGAUUGCAGCAGGCAGAGCAGAGUCUUGCGGAGAAGGAUCAACGAAUUGAAGCGCUCGAGGCAUGCACCAGGCAAUUAGCGGAGCGACUAGCCUUGGCCGAGGGACUGGCCAAGCCAAAGGAUUGCAAAGAUCCCAGCACCCCAACCUCCACCAGGUCCACGUCUGAUUCCACGGCCUGGUCUGGAGAUCAGCCGGUUUUGCCGAGGAACUUCACCAUGGAGAGCCUGGUAAGCGACGAGAGCUAUGCAACCUAUGCGCCUCAGACAUCUGUGGCAGCAAAGUCACCGAGAAAGCCAACAAAGCCCAGCUAUGUGAGAGGCACCAAGGUGUCUGACGAGUAUGCAACACAGGCAGACGUGGAUGCCGUGUGCCACAGGUGCGAGCAGCUUCUCAAAUCAGUCACAUCAGCGGUCGAAAAUAAUGAGCAUUUGGCGAGCAAGCGCAAGCAGCAGAAAAGCUCCGUGCCAACGCUGCGGCGUCUGAAAGGCAGUAAGCAAAUUACUGCCUCUUGGUAA
Symbiodinium necroappetens is the source of this 1026-nucleotide messenger RNA. Lineage: Eukaryota; Dinophyceae; Suessiales; Symbiodiniaceae. The record is from the annotation of a GenBank genome assembly.